AAUGAUGAUGUUCCGUUUAAUGACGAUGAUCUGGAAGGAGAUUUCGAUCCGAACGCUCACGAUAAACGAAUGCAAAUGGUCUUUAAUAAUGAUUAUUAUUGUGAAGAUGAGGAGAAGCCUGUGUUUUCAGACAUGGAUGAUGAAUUGGAAAUUGAUCAACCAUUUGAGCCUAUAGAUUAUGCGUCUGGAGAAUUGAACGAGAACUACGACGACGAAGAAGCCGAAGCUCCCCAUUGUGAAGAUGCUAAUUUCAAUAUGGAUUGCGAUUAUCAGCAGAAAACGGCGGAAGAAGAGAUUAAGGAGAAUAUGAAGAAGCAGAAGUGGCGUAGAAAGAGGUCGCACGUGAGCAAAGCUUUAAUGAAAGAAAAACCCACUUUCGAUCCAGAAGAUCAAGAAUACGAAGAAUAUUUCAAUGAAUAUUACAAGUUGGACUGCGAAGAUUUCAUCGGCGAUAUGCCUUGCAGAUUCAAGUACAGAGAAGUAGUUCCAAACACAUUCGGAUUAACGAUCGAUGAAAUAUUAAAAGCUGAUGAUAAAGAGUUGAAUAAAUGGUGUACAAUAAAAAGAACAGUCGGUUAUCGACCUGAAGAGCAAGAGAAGAACGAUCAUUUCGCUUUUAUGCGCAGAGCACAGAACGAGGCUCUGAAGAGGAAAGUUUUGCCUAGUUUAUUCAAAGAAGAAAGCGAAGAGCACAAAGUUAGCAAAAAGAAAAGGAGUAAGGGUAAAAAAGCUACCGAUGAAGUGGUAGAAGAAUUACCGGAAGUUGAAGAGAGUCCGAAGAAAACAGAUGGAAGAAAAUGCAACUGGUGUAGUUAGUAAAAAGAAAAAGAAGAAAAAGCAAAAUGUAGAAGAGAAUCAAGCGGAAGUCUUUGAAUCAACAGAAAAGGUUAACACGAAGAGGAAAAUUAGUGAAACUGAAGAAAUCGAUGUUCCUAAGAAGAAAGAGAAGAAGUCAAAGAAAACUGUAAACGAUGAGAGUGCCGCUGCUGCAGUACCUGUAUCUGCAGAUGCAAAGAAAGUCGAUAGCAAAAAGAAGAAAGAGAAGGAAAAGUGGAAGCAAUUCUCGAACAAGAUUAAGAAACCCAACAAGAAAGAGACUGACAUUGACAUUUCUGAUGAGAGAUUGAAAGCGUACGGAUUUAAUCCGAAGAAAUUUAAAAAUAAAGUUAAAUAUGGUCAUGGUAUAUUUUAAAAUAGUAUAUCUAGUGCCUUCUUUGAAUUGUAAAUGUUAGUUAAAAUAUAAAUUGAUUUUAAUAAUAGUACUUAUCUUUAACUGACAAGUCUUAAUGUGUACAUGUGUAUUCUAAUCAUCUAUUAAAGCAGUGGUUUCCGAA
Molecule: messenger RNA, 1334 nt
Organism: Nicrophorus vespilloides
Lineage: Eukaryota; Metazoa; Arthropoda; Insecta; Coleoptera; Silphidae
Product: protein KRI1 homolog
Biological process (GO): endonucleolytic cleavage in ITS1 to separate SSU-rRNA from 5.8S rRNA and LSU-rRNA from tricistronic rRNA transcript (SSU-rRNA, 5.8S rRNA, LSU-rRNA)
Cellular component (GO): 90S preribosome; nucleolus
Source: RefSeq, a predicted model, not a curated record